Molecule: messenger RNA, 426 nt
Organism: Drosophila serrata
Lineage: Eukaryota; Metazoa; Arthropoda; Insecta; Diptera; Drosophilidae
Source: RefSeq, a predicted model, not a curated record
AUGUCCAGAUUCGCUAAGAUUUCUUGCUCCUUGGUGGUACUUAUCCUGGCUCUCGGUAUGAUUAAAGCUCUGCCAGCUAGGUCCGCCAGGCAGCAGACUGCAGCACCCUAUCCAUCCGCCGAGGAACUGAAGCCUGAGGUACCCUUCGAGGAAGGCGUACCCGAUCAGACUUAUGGCCCACCGGAUCAGACCUACGGUCCACCACCCACCGAUGACGUUGAGCAACUGCCUAGUGACGAGGAACCACAAGAUUUUACACCCGAUCCGGAUGCAGAAGAAGUUCAGCCGAUCCAGCAGGCCCCACUCGCUCGCUUGACCAACCUUAGCCGAUUGCCAAGUGCCCGAGGAUUGGUAUUCCUUUCAAGAAAUCCGUUGAGAAUUUUAGGGCCAAGUCUGGCCCGCCUUCCAGUGGCCAUCCUGGGAUAG